CGUUACAAUGAUUUAUGACGUGAUAAUAAUUCUCGAGUGAGGAAAAGUUACAGACAGGUGUUCAAGUUGCAUUCAAGUUGUCAGUUUGUUCUGCAUGUGAAGAAGAGACUUGAAGUGCUGAGGAAAUGUUGUUCCUCCUCAUCCUGUUUUGUUGGGGUCCAGCUGUAGUGACUUCUAGCCAGGUCUGGCCUUUGUACAGCACACCACGGAAAACAGUUACACUGAGCAGUUACGGAGGACAUGUUUUUCAAGAGAAGGGUGUGUGGAACUACUCCACCAUGCUCCUGAGGGAAGAUAUGGGUGUGCUCAUCCUGGGAGCUCGAGGGACCAUUUUUGCCCUGGACCUCAAUAACAUCACCCACAAGAAGGCUAUGGUAAAGUGGGAAGUGAUUCCAAGCAUGCGGACAAGUUGUUCUUUCAAAGGAAGGGAUUUUGAGACUGAGUGUCUGAACUACAUCCGGAUCCUUCAUAAAAUGUCCGAUGGCAGGAUGUAUGUAUGUGGUACCAAUGCUUUUGAUCCCACAUGUGACUAUAUGUCUUAUACAGACGGCAACCUGAUUCUGGAAAAUAACCAAUAUGAUGGGAGGGGAAAGUGUCCAUUUGAUCCUUUUCAGAGAUCUGCCUCUGAACUUGUUGAUGGACAGCUGUACUCUGCUACAACUGUGAACUUCAUGGGCACAAAACCAGUUAUAAUGCGAAGCUUUAAUAGCACUAUACAGACAGAAGUUAGCGCUUCCUGGCUCUGGGACCCCACUUUUGUUGGCAUGAAGCAUGUGGCUGAGGGAGAGGAAAACCCAGAGGGAGAUGAUGACAAGAUUUACCUUUUCUUUAGUGAAGUAUCGAUGGAGUACGAUUCCUACAAAACACUGGCAGUAUCAAGGGUGGCCCGCGUCUGUAAGGGGGAUCUGGGAGGACAACUGACAUUGGUGAGGAAGUGGACAUCAUUUCAAAAAGCUCGCCUGGACUGUUCUCUUCCUGAAACCAAACUGCCUGUCCUCAUACAGGAUGUGUUCCUCUUCUGUCCAGGCAACUGGAGCACCUGUGUGUUUUAUGGAGUCUUUACCCCACAGACGGUCUUGUCACAGUACUCUACAGUGUGCGCCUACAGAAUACAAGACAUCAGGGAAGUGUUCUCUAAAGGCAAAUUCAAAACCAUGGUCAAUAUCGAUAACAAUCUAAAAUGGAUAACGUACUAUGGAGACGUGCCUGACCCCCGACCCGGAGCAUGUAUUAACAAUGAUGCAAGGCAGAAAGGGUUUUUCAAGUCCUUGGACCUGCCUGAUAAAACACUCCUAUUCAUCAGAGACAGACCUCUAAUGGAUCAGGCAGUGGAGCCGCCUUCUAAGCAACCUCUACUGGUGAAGAAAGGAGCUGCGUUUACGUCGAUAGUGGUGGCCAGCACUACUGCUUUGGAUGGGAGCAUCCACCAGGUCAUGUUUAUUGGAACAGCAAGUGGUUCAGUGCUGAAAGCAGUCAACUAUGACGGAGAGACUGUGAUCAUUGAGGAGGUGCAGCUCUUUGCGCGUUCUGAGCCGGUGAAGAUACUGCGCCUCUCCAGCACUGUGGGGCAGCUGUAUGCAGGCUCAGAUGUGGCAGCCGUGCAGAUGCCACUUAGUGCAUGUGACUAUUACACUUCCUGUAUGGACUGUGUUCUGGCCAGAGACCCCUACUGCGGCUGGGACCUCAUCUCUAACAGCUGUGUGGCUGUAAACAGCAUUCUCCCAGAUUCACACAGUGAGGUUGUUCAGAGUCUGAGAGAUGGAAACGCUUCACAUUGUCCUGCAGUUGAAAGCACCAAGACCAUUACAUUCUUCUACCCGGGUAACACGGUCAGCCUGCUGUGUGAACCAGGAUCAAACCUGGCUCAAGUGCAGUGGCAUGUAAACGGUCACCCAGUUGAAAACUCCAACGUAUACCAGAUUCAGCACAACACCCUGCUCAUCCUCAAUGCCUCGGAAAGUGAUGCCGGCCACUACAAUUGCACCUCUGUAGAGACCAUCAAGGGAGUAGAUUAUGUCACCCAGACGGUUACAUAUGAGCUGAGACUGGGAAACUUCAUGCAGAGUAUCUUCUUGGCUCUCACAGUUCUAGUCAUCAUUUUAACACUGAUAUUAUUGGCACUUGUGAUAUGGAACUUCUACAAAGGGUAUUUAUCCUUUUCAAAAUGCCUCAAUAAUAAUAAAGAAAGUUUGUCUGGAUCCACUGCAAACAUAGCAUCAUAAAUAGCACAGCAUCAGAAGAGUGCAGCAGCAAAGUAAUAAUCACAAUGGACAACAACAAAGCUUCGGGUCAUUUUGGCAUUGAUGUGGACAUGGUCAAGGAAGACUAUCCUGAGCAAGCCAUGAAGAUAUUUGUUUUCCAUGCUGGAGUAGCAGACAAAAGUGUAAAACUGAGGUUCUUGACAGUUGCAGUAGUGCGGUUGGCUGGCGACAUGUGAUUCGGAAGGAAAACACGUAAUAGUACAGUAAGUCGGGAGGGCCGAAGACUGAUAGUAGUAGCCUUAAUGUGUGAGCCCCCUAGUGACGGGGAGGAAAAGGAAACGACUAAAUUAGGGGGUGUGGAAAAGCUUGACUUUUGCUCCUGGGCUUUGUUUAUGCAAUGAACUUCAGUUACCCACCAAAGCUGAAAUACAGUGUUUUAUAAAUUCUCUUCCCGAGUACAGUCCCCACACAACUAACUUCUUGUGUGUU
Molecule: messenger RNA, 2690 nt
Organism: Clarias gariepinus (North African catfish)
Lineage: Eukaryota; Metazoa; Chordata; Actinopteri; Siluriformes; Clariidae
Product: semaphorin-4E-like
Exons: 16
Coding region: 126-2222 (698 amino acids)
Biological process (GO): neural crest cell migration; negative regulation of axon extension involved in axon guidance; negative chemotaxis
Molecular function (GO): semaphorin receptor binding; chemorepellent activity
Source: RefSeq, a predicted model, not a curated record